Molecule: messenger RNA, 1626 nt
Organism: Limanda limanda (common dab)
Lineage: Eukaryota; Metazoa; Chordata; Actinopteri; Pleuronectiformes; Pleuronectidae
Product: protein FAM124B
Exons: 6
Coding region: 16-1626 (536 amino acids)
Cellular component (GO): nucleoplasm
Source: RefSeq, a predicted model, not a curated record
UCAGACCGCGGCGGGAUGUCGUCAUCAGGCAUUGAGCUCACGACCAGGCGGGUCCGGCCCCAGCGGCAGCAGCAGCUCCUGCUAAUGAAUCUGCAUCUUUUAGCCAACCCCGGGGACUCUCUGCUGCUGCAGCACACACUGGACCGCCUGCUGCGCUGGCUCUGCCCAAGCCUCCGCAUCUUCCAUGUGUCAGAGAGGGCCGCACCGUUCAGGAGUUACACCCGCCUCUGUCCCGUGGCAGGCUACCCUUCCAUGGCCAUCACUUUCUUCCUGCAUGAGGCCUACGGCGAGGAGCGAAUCCUCAAAGUGCUGGACUUCUUCCAGAGGCCUCCGUGGCAGUACCACCACACAGAGAGCUGCGGCAACCGAGCCGGGGGGAUUCACAUCACCUCCCCCAGCUCCCCCGCAAACGCCCUGCUCCAGCCCUACCUCCUGCCCAGCAGAGACUUCUAUAGUUUGGGAGCAGGGAUGCCUGUGUGGGGGGUUCGACCGGUGCACUGCGGAGGAGAAAUACUGCGUGUGACCCUGUACAGUGGAUACGACAACUAUGAGGACGCUGUGCGGCUGUACGAGACAGUGCUGCAGCAGCAGGCAGAGGAGCAGAAGGCCGGCUUCUGCUGGUUCACGCUCCACACAGAGCCAGGGUUGUGCCUGCAGCUGGCGUUAAAGCAACUGUCACCGGGGGUGCGGGUGGAGCCGUGCAUCUCCGCCGUGCUGCAGUUCAGUGUGGAUGAGAUUGGACAGCUGGUCCCACUGCUGCCUAACCCGUGCACACCCAUCAGCAACACACGCUGGCAGACUGAAGACCUAGAUGGCAACAAGGUUCUUUUCCAGGUGAAAACGCCAGCUCAGCCUCAGCGACCUCUGACCUGUGCUUUCCCCCCGACCUGCCCCAGCGUAUCUCCUCGGGGAAUCCAGCUCAGGAGCUCGGGACAGGGCCACAGCCUGUCGCCCUGCAGCCUCACCACCCCCCUGCCCUGGCAAGCACACAGGCAAGGUAAGAACCCAAGAAACCAAAAUGUUUGUCAAAGGCCUCUCCUGGACAAGCAGCAUGGAGGAGGAGGAGGAGUUGGAGCAGAGAGCCUGGGAUCAGGCAGCUGCUGCAGCACCCCUCCAGGCAGCUCCUGUUACUCCUCCCAGCACAGCAGCCCCGCCCCGCCCUCCUCCUCCAAUCCACCUGACUCUCCUCAGCGCCCCUCCAUCACCCACUCGCUCUCCCAUCUCCUCCUGGAAGAGGACGAGGAGGAGCCAGAGACCAACGUAGACACGGGAGUUCCCAUCUCACCUUGCUCUGAUGCGACGGUCAAAACCAUCACCCGCUCUGCCUCCGUAGACCUUUUAAUGACUUUUCACUCGGACAGACCUGCAGCCGUUGGGGCUUCCGCUGUGGAGAGUCUUGCCAGGGAGUUGAGGGAGUGUCUGCCACAGACACACACACUGCCUCAGGGCCCCUCCAGGACGCGGGGCUCUGCUGCUUUUACAAAUGGAGGCAGGGAGGGUUGUAACAGCAGGACUAGCGAAGCGAAGAGUCCCUUCAAAGGGCCUGUGGUUGAGAAAAGGACUCCGGCUGCACUGCUAUCAGCACGCACAGACAAUGAGGAGCCACUAGAUGAGUUCUUCAUCUAA